Messenger RNA from Colletotrichum aenigma, 549 nucleotides. It is a transcript of the gene FLR1, whose product is annotated as Fluconazole resistance protein 1. NCBI's taxonomy places the organism in Eukaryota, Fungi, Ascomycota, Sordariomycetes, Glomerellales, Glomerellaceae. Gene Ontology annotation, molecular function: spermidine transmembrane transporter activity; spermine transmembrane transporter activity. Bases 1 to 549 code for a protein of 182 amino acids. The record is from RefSeq and is a predicted model, not a curated record. Gene Ontology annotation, biological process: spermidine transport; transmembrane transport; spermine transport. The transcript has 3 exons.
AUGGCUGAUAACCUAGCUAUCUCUGAUGAUGGCAAACUCGAAGGGGACAGGCAGGCAACUCCUGAAUGGAAGUGGGAAGACGACCCAUCAAAUCCAUACAACUGGCCCUCGUGGAAAAAGAACGUGCAACUUGCAAUGAUAUCUAUUGUAGGCUUUACUUGUUCUGUUGGCACCUCGAUUGUCAGCCCAGCUCGUUCACAGUUCAUGGACGAAUUUAAGAUCUCAAGCACAGCUGCCUUCUUGCCGCUAUCAUUAUAUGUCCUUGCACUAGGACUUGGUCCCGUACUCGGCGGGCCCUUAUCGGAAUCGGCCGGUAGACAGGCUGUCCAUAUUGUCGCCGUAGUCUUUGGCGGUCUUUUCGCCCUGGGCGCAGGAUUCACAGAAACCUUUGCCGGGCUGUGCAUACUCAGAUUUUUGUCUGGGUUCUUCUACGGGCCUGUUUUGGCCGUAGGCUCUGGUGUCUUGAAUGAAACGUACCUGCCUGUUGAGAGGGGGUUACCAUCAACAAUUUUUAUCCUGAGUCCGUUUCUGGGACCUGGCCUCGGUUGA